AUGUACAAACCGCUUCUGCGCAUCAAGAGAUCUGGGAACUUGGGAUUGGGAAAAGAAGGAUAUAAGUACUACGACGUAAGGAAGAGUGGGUGGAAGAAUCAGAAUCAGAAUCAGAAUCGGAUAAGAAGUAAAUCUUACAUUCUUGGGUUUGGACUUGCACUUGGGGUGCGUGAUCGUGAUCGUGAUCGUGCGGUUGUUGGGUUGGGUACGCAUUCAUACUCGCAUUCGUAUUCAAAUUCGCAGAGGGAAAGGGGAAAGAGUCUUGGAAAGAUGGAGGGUGUCGGUGCAAUGGAUAUGGCGAGGUUGGCGGAAGAGGGAGAUCGUGUGGAGGUGGGAGGAGGUGGGAAUGCGAGGGGUGGAAAAGGUGGAAAGGGGAGGGGGGGAAAGGGAAGAGCUGCUGGUGGUGGUGCUGGUGCUGGGAGUGAAAAAAAUAGGGAAAUGCUUGUUAGUAAGGCAUUGUCGAAGUUGUUGAGACAUGCGGCGGAGAGUGAGGGGAUGAAGUUGGAUGGGGAGGGGUUUGCUAGGUUGGAUUUGGUGAUGCAAUGGCCUCGUCUCAAAUCUCUCAAACCUACUUUUGCCGAUAUCCGCACCGCCGUCACCGAUAACGCCAAACAGCGUUUCUCUAUGAAACCCAAUCCAUCGCUUCCAGAACCGCCUUCUCCUUCUUCUGAGAAUCCAGAAGAUUGGAUGAUUCGUGCUAAUCAGGGCCAUUCCAUCGCGAUUGAUUCCGCGGCGCUACUGGUCCCCAUCACGCUUGAAGCGGGAAAUGUACCGGAAAUUUGUGUGCAUGGGACUUACUUUGCCUUUUACGAGGAGAUUCUAAAAAGUGGAGGAUUGAAGAAGAUGGGGAGGAAUCAUGUUCAUUUUGGGACAGGGAUUCCGGAAGAUGGGGGGGUGGUGAGUGGAAUGAGAGGAGAUGCGGAGGUGUUGAUAUAUGUGGAUGUGAAGAGGUGUUUGGUGGAGGAACCGGAGAUGAAGUGGUGGGUUAGUGAGAAUGGGGUGGUUUUGACGGAGGGGGAUGGGGAGGGAGUGGUGGGAACGAGGUUUUGGAAGAGGGUUGUGGGGAGGAGGGAGGGGGGUUUGUUGUGGGAGGAUGGGGUCAAAGUGGCGGAUUUGGAGGAGGGGCUGAGGAAUAGGAAGGCGCCGAUGGGGAAGGGUGGGAGAGGGGGUGGUGGUAGAGGUGGAAGGGGUGGAGGAAGAGGAAGAGGAAAGGAAGGGAGAGGUGGAAGAGGUGGUAGUAGAGGAGGUAAAAAUUCAGAUGGAAAUACGGAGACUACUAUUGAAGAAACAAAACCUGCAGAGGACUGUUGA
Molecule: messenger RNA, 1311 nt
Organism: Botrytis fragariae
Lineage: Eukaryota; Fungi; Ascomycota; Leotiomycetes; Helotiales; Sclerotiniaceae
Product: putative trna 2 -phosphotransferase 1 protein
Exons: 2
Coding region: 1-1311 (436 amino acids)
Biological process (GO): tRNA splicing, via endonucleolytic cleavage and ligation
Molecular function (GO): tRNA 2'-phosphotransferase activity
Source: RefSeq, a predicted model, not a curated record